AGUGCCGGGCAGGCUGGCAGAAGAUGGCGGUGCGGAAGAAGGACGGCGGCCCGAACGUGAAAUAUUACGAGUCCUCUGACACCAUUUCUCAGUUCGACAACGUGCGGCUAUGGCUGGGGAAAAACUACAAGAAGUACAUCCAGGCAGAGCCCCCCACCAAUAAGUCUCUGUCCAGCCUGGUGGUCCAGCUCCUGCAGUUCCAGGAAGAAGUGUUUGGAAAGCAUGUCAGCAAUGCUCCUCUUACCAAAUUGCCGAUGAAAUGCUUCCUGGAUUUCAAAGUGGGUGGAGCUCUUUGUCAUAUCCUCGCUGCUGCUUAUAAAUUUAAGAGUGACCAAGGAUGGCGUAGGUUUGAUUUCCAGAACCCUUCACGCAUGGAUCGUAACGUAGAAAUGUUCAUGAACAUUGAGAAGUCUCUUGUGCAGAACAACUGUCUUUCCCGACCAAAUAUAUACCUUCAUCCAGACAUAGACUCGAAACUGCAGAGCAAGCUGAAAGACAUUGUGAAAAGACACCAGGGCACAGUAACUGAGGACAAAAGUCAUGCAUCCCAUGUCGUGGUUCCAGUUCCUGGCUCCUUGGAGGAAGAGGAAUGGGUGAGACCCAUACUGAAGAGAGACAAGCAGGUUCUUCUUCACUGGGGUUAUUAUCCAGAUAGUUAUGACACUUGGAUUCCAUCUAGUGAGGUAGAAGCUCCAGUUGAGGAUGCACCUACCCCAGAAAAGCCCCGCAAGGUCCAUGCCAAGUGGAUUCUUGACACUGAUCUCUUUAAUGAGUGGAUGAAUGAAGAAGAUUAUGAGGUGAUUGAUGAGAGGAGUACAGUGACACGCCGCAAGAAGAUCUCUGCCAAGACCUUGACUGAUGAAGUGAGAUCAUUGCUCCAAACUGAUCUAGUAGAGGUAAGCAGUCCUGACUCAGAUCGCAGGGACAAGAAAGGACCUAAUAAUAAAAAGAGGAAACGUUCUCCUUCACCACCUCCGAGUGCAGAGGCAAAGAAGAAGAAUGUCAAGAAGGGACCAACUACUCCUUAUAACAAGUCAAAAAGGGGUCAUCGCGAUGAAGAACAGGAGGAUUUGACAAAAGAUAUGGAUGAACCUUCCCCAGUGCCUAAUGUAGAAGAAGUUACGCUGCCAAAAGCGGUUAAUACCAAGAAAGAUUCUGAGUCGGCCCCAGUGAAAGGUGGCACCGUGACUGACCUAGAUGAACAGGAAGACGAGAGUAUGGACGCUAUAACUAAGGAAGAAGAAGAGAACUCUACAGUGAUCAAAAGUGAACAAGUGAAAACCUCUGACCUUCAUGAGGAUAAUGUAACUGAACAAACACACCACAUUAUCAUCCCCAGCUAUGCUGCAUGGUUUGAUUAUAACAGCGUACAUGCCAUUGAGCGUAGAGCACUACCUGAGUUUUUCAAUGGCAAGAACAAGUCUAAAACUCCAGAGAUAUAUUUAGCAUAUCGAAACUUCAUGAUUGACACGUAUCGGCUCAACCCUCAGGAAUACCUCACUUCAACAGCGUGCCGUCGGAACCUGGCAGGGGAUGUUUGUGCCAUUAUGAGGGUUCAUGCCUUCUUGGAACAGUGGGGUCUAAUCAACUAUCAGGUUGAUGCUGAGAGUCGCCCAACACCCAUGGGACCACCACCUACUUCUCAUUUCCAUGUUUUAGCUGAUACCCCAUCAGGGCUGGUACCACUGCAAACUAAAACACCACAGACCUCUGCUUCACAACAGAUGCUGAAUUUCCCUGACAAGAAUAAAGAAAAACCAACUGACCUACAAAAUUUUGGGCUUAGAACUGAUAUGUACAGCAAGAAGAACACAACUUCCAAGAGUAAAUCUGCUGCAAGUGCCACGAGGGAGUGGACAGAACAAGAGACUCUACUACUUCUUGAGGCUCUAGAAAUGUACAAGGACGACUGGAACAAGGUGUCUGAACACGUUGGCAGCCGUACUCAAGAUGAAUGUAUUUUGCACUUCCUUCGGCUGCCCAUUGAAGAUCCUUAUUUGGAGGACUCUGAAGCAUCACUUGGUCCUCUGGCCUUUCAACCUAUACCAUUCAGCCAAUCUGGUAACCCAGUAAUGAGCACAGUAGCUUUCCUAGCCUCUGUGGUGGACCCUCGUGUGGCAUCUGCUGCUGCCAAAUCUGCUCUUGAUGAGUUCUCCAAGAUGAAGGAAGAGGUUCCUGCAGCAUUGGUGGAAGCUCAUGUUCGCAAAGUGGAAGACGCUGCCAAAAUGACGGGUAAAGCUGACCCCAGUUAUGGACUUGAGAGCAGUGGUAUUGCUGGAACAACCUUUGAAGAAAAUGAGCGGAUAGAUGGGGACACAGAAAGCAGAGGGCCUCCGUGCAUAAACAAGGAGAAUAGUACAGAAGAGCCCCCUCCUGAACCACAGCCUACAGAGGAAAAGAAAGAGCCAAAGGAUUCUCCCAGUGAAUCAGUCUCCGAGGAUGACACAAAGGAGCGCAUAAGUGAUGUUACGAAAAAAGAAGAUGAUAAGAACAAAGAUGACACAGAUAAGGACUCAGACAAGAGUGACGUUGAUAUGGCUGAUGGAGAAAAAGUUUCUGACAGCAAAGAAGGAUCAGAAGAAACCGAUAAGGAAGAGACUGAAGUAAAGAAUAAGGUAGAAAGAGACAUUGGAGAAGGCAACCUGUCCACAGCUGCUGCUGCUGCUCUGGCGGCUGCUGCUGUCAAAGCUAAGCACCUGGCAGCAGUGGAGGAGCGCAAGAUCAAGUCCCUGGUGGCUCUGCUAGUGGAGACCCAGAUGAAGAAGCUGGAAAUUAAACUGAGGCACUUUGAAGAGCUUGAAACCAUCAUGGACAGAGAGAGGGAAGCACUUGAAUACCAACGACAACAGCUUCUAGCAGACAGACAAUCAUUUCACAUGGAGCAGUUGAAAUAUGCAGAGCUGAGGGCCCGUCAGCAGCACUUCCAGCAGAUUCAAAGCCAACACCAGCAGCAACACCAGACCCCUCCUGCUGGUCAGCCUGUGCCACCGGUUGCUCACUCUAUCCCAGUGCCACAGCAGUCUGUCACACCUGGGCCUGGGAAUUCAGCAAACAGUUCAGAGGGGAUUGUUCAGCCAAAUAUACCUUCAGCGCAGCCACCAGUGAAUAGUCAGCAGCAAGGAGCAACACAGCCCAGUCCAGCACAUAGUUCUGGUGCAUACACAGUUCAACCAACUCCUAGCCCAAUGAUCCCAACAGCAGUGCCAGUUCCUUCCCAGCCACCGGUGCCCGGUAAUCAGUACCCCAGCAUGCCUCUGCCUGUUCCAUUUAAUAUGGGUAGUGACUUAGUGGACUCUCUUCAUCACAACCCUUCAACUAACCCCUACUCAAUUCACCAUUCCAUGCAUGGCACCUUCCCUCCAACAGCAUGCCGUGUUGGUGGGGCACCUCCACUUACACAUAACCCUGCCAUAACUAUGUCUCCAGCCCCUCCUAACUUGCCAUCCUCCCUGGGUUCAGCUGCAUCUCAUAGCCCUGCCAUCGUAGCCGCAAUGCAGGGAGGCUCUGCCAUCACUUCCAGUCCUGUUUCAGAUCCUGCAACAUCUCUGCCUCCAGAAUCCAUGGGAAACACAGUUGCUCCUGCCCAGCAGUAAUAUUGGGACAGUUCUUUUAUUGGGAGUAACGGACAAGUGGGAAACACUUGUGGAAAGCUUUUUUUAUUUUAUUUUUUUUCCUACCACUUUGUUCCAGUUACUCCCCCAGGCUAAGAACCACAUAUUGAGCUCUCCAGGGACAUAGUGCCCUUUUUGUGUCAUGCCCGUGAUUCAUGUUGUGUGAUGACUGACCUGGACCACAACAUUUGCUGCAGUUUAUACCUGGACAGUAAAGUGUUCUGUGAGGGAUGGACUUUACAGAAUUCAUAGGUAAAACCAACAGAUCCAGAAAAGGAGCUGAGACUGUGGUUAUCUGCAAUAAUUUGUGGGGUUAGAGGAUAUGCUCUGGACUGUGAGAGCUGAUCCAGAUAUCUGACAGGCGACACGUCUACGAGAGCCACCAGGGAGGUGGAGAAUCCCUUCUUUCAUUCUAUUCAAUAGAACCACAUUUUGCGGGGCUCCAUCCUCCCUUCUAAAGAGAGAGAGCCUAAUGAAGGAGACUCCUUUUAUUUUAUUUUUUAUUUUGUAUAACCAGAAGUGGUCGCUGUAUUGGGGACUUCCAUCCAGCACUGCCCUGGUGCAGCAGGCGACCAGGCUCUGUACCUGUUAGCAUCUUUGCUUCUGUUGUAACUGGUGUAGAGAAGGUCGCUCUUCCUCAGCGUUGAUAUCCAGUAUGAUGCUUAUUGCACUGAUUUAAAGGUCAUUUCGUCGUUUGAUGUCUGCUGAAUGCUAUGAGAAUUCUAUGUUCCUGUGGCUCCUUUGUACAAAAUGGGGAGAUGCACAGAAUUCUACAGAUGGUCUGUUCUUCGGGAGUGGGCCCAUUUGUAUCUGUGGAAGGAGAGGGUGAGCAAUUUUAUAUCCCUGUGGAAGGAUGGCCACAGGGAAUCUGUCUCACUCUAUAGUGCACUAUUUGACCUAUUAGUAAAAUAUUUUAGCUUUUAACUAUAUAAGCUUUUUUUUUUAUUUGGAAUCAUUGUAUUUUAAGUAUUUUUGGGCAGGGAUUGGGAGAUCAGAGAGGGGUUCAGAGUGCACUUUAUGGAAUGCCGGCUGGGGGAGUUGUUUCUGUUUUUUACUGCAAGGUCUAGAGAAGAAAACAUUGGGUGACUUGCUAGCACAUUGGAAGGAGAGGCCUUCUCUUUUUUAGGGUGAGUACUCUGUCAGCCUCCUUGGAGCUCUGAUAACCACCUGGUUAUGCUGAUCCCAGCCCUACCCCAUCUGUCUGUUCAUGUUACCUGUACAUUAUCCUGUGUCUGUGCAUCUUAAGGUUCCCCAGCCAUGGGGCAUUAAAGCUUAAAAUUUAUAAAAAUC
Molecule: messenger RNA, 4901 nt
Organism: Bufo bufo (common toad)
Lineage: Eukaryota; Metazoa; Chordata; Amphibia; Anura; Bufonidae
Gene: SMARCC2
Product: SWI/SNF related, matrix associated, actin dependent regulator of chromatin subfamily c member 2
Exons: 29
Coding region: 24-3593 (1189 amino acids)
Biological process (GO): positive regulation of DNA-templated transcription
Cellular component (GO): npBAF complex; nBAF complex; SWI/SNF complex
Molecular function (GO): nucleosomal DNA binding; histone binding
Source: RefSeq, a predicted model, not a curated record